Molecule: messenger RNA, 648 nt
Organism: Acanthosepion pharaonis
Lineage: Eukaryota; Metazoa; Mollusca; Cephalopoda; Sepiida; Sepiidae
Source: the annotation of a GenBank genome assembly
AUGAAGCUGACUCGGAGGUCUCGUAGCCUUUCUUUCUUUCUUUCUUUCUUUCUUUCUUUCUUUCUUUCUUUCUUUCUUUUUUCUUUCUUUCUUUUUUUCUCCUGUCCUUUCUUUCUUUCUUUCUUUCUUUCUUUCUUUCUUUCUUUCUUUUCUUUCUUUUGCCUCCUCUCCCUUUCUUUCUUUCUUUCUUUCUUUCUUUCUUUCUUUCUUUCUUUCUUUUGCCUCCACUCUCCCUUUCUUUCUUUCUUUCUUUCUUUCUUUCUUUCUUUCUUUCUUUCUUUCUUUCUUUCUUUUGCCUCCACUCUCCCUUUCUUUCUUUCUUUCUUUCUUUCUUUCUUUCUUUCUUUCUUUUGUUUAUUCAUUGGAUGUUUCUUCUUUUUUUUCACAAAUGAAUUUUUUUUUGACUUGCCACCGCAUUCGUUUGCUGGACCGCUUUCUCUUGUAAUAUCCCAACCGCGAUGCCCUACGGCGAUCCGCCAACACGACGAAGAAUGCCCACUUGGCGACUACGCGGGGCGCCCCAGGCGAAUGUAUUCUCCGGAUAUGAACUUCUUCUCGCAGUCCAUUUUCCCUAAAAUUGUUGCAUGCGUAAUCUAUCUAUCUAUCUAUCUAUCUAUCUAUCUAUCUAUAAAGGCCGAUUUCAUUUAG